Fraxinus pennsylvanica is the source of this 327-nucleotide messenger RNA. The record is from the annotation of a GenBank genome assembly. Lineage: Eukaryota; Viridiplantae; Streptophyta; Magnoliopsida; Lamiales; Oleaceae.
AUGGAGAAAGAAGAAGAUGGAGAAGCUGCUGCUUUUAUAUGGGAUUGUGGGAGUCCUUUGUAUGAUUCUUACGAGUUAGUUUCAUUUACUUACUUUAUCGAGAGACACAUGAUGGUAUUGCCGAGUCAGUUUGAAUCGAGUACAUCAAAGAGGCAUGUGAUGGUGUUGCCUUCGUCUGCUUUGUCUGAAUCGAGCGCAUCAAGAUCAUCAGAGAAGGAAACAACUGGCAUGAAGAUGAAGAAGUUUUUCGAUACCAAAGAUAAGGUAAAAAGGGCAAAGAGUAGAUUUUAUAGUUUUUUUUGCUCGUAUAGGUUUAUGAAGAAUUAA